GUAUGUAUAUAUUUAUGUAUGUAUGUAUGUAUGUAUGUAUGUAUGUAUGUAUGUAUAUUUGUACGUACGUACAUAAGUAUGUAUGUAUAUAGGUAUGUAUGUAUGUAUGUGUGUAUGUAUGUAUGUAUGUAUGUAUGCAUAUAUGUAUGUAUGUAUGUAUGUACGUAUGUAUGUAUGUAUGUAUGUAUGUAUGUAUGUAUGUAUGUAUGUAUGUAUAUUUGUAUAUAUGUAUGUAUUUAUUUAU
Sphaeroforma arctica JP610 is the source of this 244-nucleotide messenger RNA. RefSeq lists its product as hypothetical. The transcript has a single exon. The record is from RefSeq and is a predicted model, not a curated record. The annotation marks the transcript as partial. Lineage: Eukaryota; Ichthyosporea; Ichthyophonida.